UCCUCAUAACGUGGUUUUUUGCGCACGUCCUCCAACUCCCCCAGCGCAUCUAGGUUCCCAUUCUCUAUUUCUGACCAAUCACAGACCUUCCCUGAGUCGCCCAGGCUGAGCGGUGAUGGCGGCUGCUCGCUUCCCAUUGGUCGAGAGAGCAGAAUGUAAACACUUCUACCUUGCCGGCGCCAAAACUCGUGUUUCUCGGUUGAGUGCUCCUUAUAUACUGAAGCAUUUCACCCAAUACAAUGUCGAUCAAUAAGAAAUUGUUCUACGGUGAGUCCUCCAAGGAUAACUCGAAAUUUGUCUGUGUUUGGGAUGAUAGUGACUCAGAUCAAGACUCAGAUGACCUGGAUUUCCUGGAUAGUGAGGAUGAAUUCUUGCCACCAGAUGCAGAGGUGUCAACAGAUGAGGAGGAGGAAGCUGGGCCACCACCAAAAAAACAAAAAUUGAACAAGAGGAAGAAACGUAUUACUAUGGAGGAAUACCCUGAUGAAGAAGUGCUUCAAGAUGAUCUUGCUUCUCAAGGAGACACCAAAUGGAAGAAUGAGGACAUCCACAAUGACCCUUUGCCUAAAUAUGAACAUAUAAAGCCUGUUGAAGUUAGGUGUGCGUAUGAUUAUUUUACAGACUUUUUUACUCAAGACAUGAUAGACAACAUUACAUUUCAAACUAAUUUGUAUGCCAGGCAAAAAGACAUACAUACUACUUUUCAAACAGAUUCUGAGGAAAUGACUAGGUUUAUAGGUAUUCUGUUGCAUAUGGGUUACACUGUACAGCCAUCCAUUGAGGACUAUUGGAGAAGUGCAAGUAGGAUAACUCAAGUUGCAGAAGUCAUGGGAUCAAAGAGGUUUAGGUUGCUGAGGCGUACCAUUCAUUUCAAUGAUAACACACAAAAGAAGGAUAAUGACAGAUUCUACAAAAUAAGAUGGAAGGACAACAAAGUUGUGACUCUAGUCACAAAUGAUGUCGGAGUUUAUCCUUUGGGUCUUAUUGAAAGAUAUGACAAGGCAUCAAAGAAGAAAGACCACUUUGAGUGCCCAGGCAUCAUCAAGAACUACAACGCAAACAUGGGAGGUAUCGACAAAAAUAACAUGUUGGUCCAUCUUUACAAAACGCCAAUGAAAUCAAAGCGUUGGUACAUGCGGCUCUUUGCUUAUGUUUUGGAUGUUGCUGUUGUGAAUGCAUGGCUUCUUUACUGUCGUGAUUGUAAAUCACUAAACAUGCCAUGCACACCACUGAAGCUAUUCAGGCUUGAGAUCUCUGUCACUGCAAGAUCCAAAGGACAAAAGGUCAACCGCACCAGCAUGAGACGAAGUCGAGAUUCACCCAGUACUUCUUUGGUUGACAGUAAUGACGAUUUGUCAAACGUGGAAUACCCAUCUGCAUUUCAGUACCAACGUGCAGAAAGGCCAGAUGACAGUGUGAGGCUGGAUAAACAGCUAGGUCACUGGCCAGUGCUAG
This is a messenger RNA of Cherax quadricarinatus, 1455 nucleotides long. The record is from RefSeq and is a predicted model, not a curated record. NCBI's taxonomy places the organism in Eukaryota, Metazoa, Arthropoda, Malacostraca, Decapoda, Parastacidae.